Messenger RNA from Phycomyces blakesleeanus NRRL 1555(-), 984 nucleotides. RefSeq lists its product as hypothetical. The transcript has 2 exons. Gene Ontology annotation, molecular function: choline kinase activity; ethanolamine kinase activity. The coding region runs from base 1 to 984 and encodes 327 amino acids. Gene Ontology annotation, biological process: phosphatidylethanolamine biosynthetic process; phosphatidylcholine biosynthetic process. Gene Ontology annotation, cellular component: cytoplasm. NCBI's taxonomy places the organism in Eukaryota, Fungi, Mucoromycota, Mucoromycetes, Mucorales, Phycomycetaceae. The record is from RefSeq and is a predicted model, not a curated record.
AUGCAGAAAUUAUUUCCAGGUCUUAUUGAUUCUGCCCAUCGCGCCAUCCUUGAGCGCGUGAGUGGCGCCAUGACAAACGCAGUCUUCUUUGUGACAGUCAACAAGAAGCGUUUCCUGAUGCGUGUCUAUGGCCAUGGCUGCGAGCAAAUCCUAGACAGAGAAAACGAACUGGCCUGGCUUGCUCGUCUCUCCCACCUUGGGCUGGGACCACGCAUGCUAGGGAUCUUUGGAAACGGACGAUUUGAAGAGUACCUUCAGUCAACCACUCUGUCGUAUUCCGAUAUGCGCCAACCUUUUAUCUCCGAACAAAUUGCUAGCCGUCUUUGUCAGUUACACACCAUUGUAGAUAUUUAUCCACCGUCUGCCAAAGAGGCACGCCAAUUGUCUGUCUGGCAAAAUGUACACAAGUGGCUCGCGGCCAUUCAGGACGUCCUACCUGAUCUUAUGAAAAAGAAUGAAAAGUGGGCAGCAGAAUUGGAACUUUUUGAUAUCGAUCUAUUAAAAGAAGAAAUCGAUAUAUGUCAGCGCCUCCUCAAGACAAUCCAAAGUCCAAUCGUAUUUGGGCACAAUGAUACACAAUAUGGAAAUAUUCUCAAAUUAGACACUACAGGCGAGUUGGUUGUAAUCGACUUUGAAUAUGCAGGCUACAACACUCGCGGAUAUGAAAUCGCAAACCAUUUUUGUGAGUGGAUGUAUGACUAUCACUCCGAGUCUCCAGCAUCUAUGAAAGUCGAUGCUUUCCCCACUCAGGAAGAACAGAAACGAUUCUUAAAGGCCUACAUUGCCACCAACAACCUCAAGUCUUCUGUUGAUACCCUUCAAAAAGAAGCCUUGAUUUGGGUCAUGGCUAGUCACUUGUCAUGGGGUCUCUGGGGUCUUGUGCAGGCAAACCAAAGUGACAUCGAUUUCGAUUACUUUCUCUAUUCUAUGCAGCGACUUGGCGCCUUCCGCCAAGAGCUUACUCACUGGUCAUCUCUUGAUUAA